Acanthamoeba castellanii str. Neff is the source of this 1005-nucleotide messenger RNA. RefSeq lists its product as uncharacterized. Gene Ontology annotation, cellular component: membrane. Gene Ontology annotation, biological process: transmembrane transport; metal ion transport. Bases 1 to 1005 code for a protein of 334 amino acids. The transcript is spliced from 9 exons. Lineage: Eukaryota; Discosea; Longamoebia; Acanthamoebidae. The record is from RefSeq and is a predicted model, not a curated record. Gene Ontology annotation, molecular function: metal ion transmembrane transporter activity.
AUGGCGGAUCAAGCGGCGGCAUUCGGAUGGGGCGUUUUGAGUGCCGUCUCCUUCCCCUUGGGCUGCGCCAUUGGCCUCUUCUGGCCUACGAUGCCGAUCAAGUUGCGCGCGGUGGCUAUGGGAUUCGGUGGUGGCGCCUUGCUGUUCGCGCUCACCCUCUCGCUCUUCGGCGAGGUGCUCUUCCACAUUGACAAGUAUGGUCACGGUCCCAUGCUCGUCAUGCUCUUCUGCGCCCUUGCCGGUGGAAUGAUCUUCUUGGCGCUUGACUUCUUGAUCGAGGAGCGAGGCGGAUGGGUGCGCCGGCUGUCGAAGAACAGAAAGCGUCUUCUGGAGUGGAGGAAGAAGCGCCUCCGCCCUAUGUUAGACAAGCUCCGACGGAAGAAUGGCGGCUACGCCCACUUCUCGACGGUUGAGUCCUAUCAGCUCGAGAUAGAGCAGGAGUUGGAAGAGGAGAUUUCGAGGCUCGAUGAAAAGGAGCUCCACCUCCAGACGACCUGGAACCCGGCCACCGAGGAGAGCAAAGCCGACUUUGACACUCUAGCUGCGCCGCUCGUCGAGGAAGGAGAAGUGGACGCUGCCAUUGCCAGUUCGGGGCCGCCACCUGAUUCGCUGGAGCCUGUGGGAAGUGGCGUCGGACUGGCCAUUUGGCUGGGCAUGCUCAUUGACGGCAUUACCACUGUGUCCGCUGAUGGUGUGAGCUACGCGCUGGUGAUUGCCUUCUUCCUGGCCAACCUUCCCGAGGCUCUCUCUUCAUCUAUCAUUAUGUUGGAGAACGGCAUGUCCAAGCUGGUCAUCAGCUGCAUGUGGCUCUUCCUUGUGGCAAUGACCGGAGUCGGCGCAAUCAUUGGGUCGUUCAUGAAGGAGCCCGAGGAUGCGGGACCGAACGACGCCUUCUACUACGGGACCAGUGCCAUUGAAGGCCUUGCCGCAGGCGCCAUGCUUGUGGUGAUCUCCAAUGCCAUGUUUUUGGCUGCUCUCUUCCUGGAGCUCUCCGACAAGUGGUGA